This is a messenger RNA of Hippopotamus amphibius kiboko, 2539 nucleotides long. It is a transcript of the gene MEST, whose product is annotated as mesoderm specific transcript. The coding region runs from base 399 to 1379 and encodes 326 amino acids. The transcript has 12 exons. Gene Ontology annotation, molecular function: catalytic activity. NCBI's taxonomy places the organism in Eukaryota, Metazoa, Chordata, Mammalia, Artiodactyla, Hippopotamidae. The record is from RefSeq and is a predicted model, not a curated record.
GAAGGUUUUUAGACCCCAGUACCCCCUUAGUGUGAUUUAGUGUUUCUAGACGCGGGUUUCACUUUGACGUGUCUUAAGAUUUUUAGACCCCGGCAUCACCUUGGCGCGAUUAGAUUUUUAGACCCCGGCAUUGCCUUGGCGCGAUUUAGGCUUUCUAGACCUGGGUUUCGCUUUGGUGUGAUUUAGGAUUUUAACAUCCGAAUUAGGGUUUCUAGACCCCUGCAUCGCCUUGACGAGAUGUAGAAUUUCGAGACCCCAGUAUGGUUGUGGCGCAAUUUAGGAUUUCAAGACCCCGGUACUGCCCUGCCAUGAUUUAGGACUUGAAGACCCUGGUGUCGCCGUGGCGUGAGUUACCAAAUAGGUGUGACUAGAACUGGCAGUGUCUUAUCACCGAGGAGAUGAGGGAGUGGUGGGUGCAAGUGGGGCUAUUGGCUGUGCCCCUGCUUGCGGCCUAUCUGCACAUCCCGCCCCCCCAGCUUUCCCCUGCUCUUCACUCAUGGAAGUCAUCAGGCAAAUUUUUUACCUACAAGGGACUGCGCAUCUUCUACCAAGACUCUGUGGGUGUGGUUGGAAGUCCGGAGAUAGUUGUGCUUUUACAUGGCUUUCCAACAUCAAGCUAUGAUUGGUACAAGAUUUGGGAAGGUCUGACCCUCAGGUUUCAUCGAGUGAUUGCCCUUGAUUUCCUAGGCUUUGGCUUCAGUGACAAACCGAGACCACAUCACUAUUCCAUAUUUGAGCAGGCCAGCAUCGUGGAAGCGCUUUUGAGGCAUCUGGGGCUCCAGAACCGUAGGAUCAACCUGUUGUCUCACGACUAUGGGGAUAUUGUUGCUCAGGAGCUGCUCUAUAGGUUCAAGCAGAAUCGAUCUGGUCGGCUUACCAUCAAGAGUCUCUGUCUGUCAAAUGGAGGUAUAUUUCCUGAGACUCACCGUCCUCUCCUUCUCCAAAAGCUUCUCAAAGAUGGAGGCAUGCUGUCACCCAUCCUCACACGGUUGAUGAACUUCUUUGUAUUCUCUCGAGGUCUCACCCCGGUCUUUGGGCCGUACACCCGACCCUCUGAGAGUGAACUGUGGGACAUGUGGGCAGGGAUACGCAACAAUGACGGGAACUUGGUUAUCGACAGUCUCUUGCAGUACAUCAAUCAAAGGAAGAAGUUUAGAAGACGCUGGGUAGGAGCUCUUGCCUCUGUAUCUAUUCCUAUUCAUUUUAUCUAUGGGCCAUUGGAUCCAGUGAAUCCCUAUCCAGAGUUUUUGGAGCUGUACAGGAAAACGCUGCCGCGGUCCACAGUGUCGAUUCUGGAUGACCACAUUAGCCACUAUCCACAGCUAGAGGAUCCCAUGGGCUUCUUGAAUGCAUAUAUGGGCUUCAUCAACUCCUUCUGAGCUGGAAAGAGUAGCUUCCCUGUAUUACCUCCCCUAUUCCCUUAUCUGUUGUGUAUUCCACUUAGCAAGAAAUGCCCAAAAGAGGUCCUGGCCACCAAACACUAUUCUCUCACAAAAGUCCACCUGACUCACACUGGUGAACAGCAUAUAGGAAAAAGCCAGCAGAAGCUCUAAGGGUGAGCUAAUAGUCCACCUCCCAUUCCUUUGACAUCUGAUCAAGUGUAUGGACUUGCCUUUGUCUUUGUGUUAUUAGGAAAUUCUGAUGGGCACUACUCCUCACUGAUGCAGAAAGAUAGACAUUCUUUUGCAUAAAAGCCUUUGGAACACUUCUAUGGACUUUUCUGAAAUGUAUAGAAAUGCUUAUUUCUGGCCCUGAUUGGAAUUAUCUAAAGGUGCCACCUUCACUUCGCCUUGAAUGGUUUUAAGCUAAGUGACACAGCUUUGAGAGUGAGUCUCCUCUGUCAUAACUUUGGGUUUAGUUUCAUUAGCUGCUUCUAAUUGUAGACAUUUUGUUAGACUCUGGUUUAAAUAAUGCAGUAUUCUAAGUAUACUUUAAGACUAUGAUUUACUUACAUGUAUUAUGUAUAUAUUUUAUAAGGAUACUAAACCAGCAGACACUCUAGCAGAGUAGUUUAACCUUAUUAAACAUGUUUCAUUUCUGAAUAAACUGAACUAAAUCCAAGCUAUUUACAGAAUUUCCUAAAAUCACAGGACAUUAAGGACAGUAGUCUCUGUGCCAGAGAUUUACUGUUAUUUGCUGUUAGAACUGGUCUUUCCAGCUAAUAGCAGUCAGACUUUUCAUACCUCAGUGCUUAGAAGCACGUCCCUCCUGAGCCAGAGAGGAGGGGAUUGUUGUACAGUCCGAGUUACCAGGCUAAAUAUAUGUUGAUUGCUUAACUUCUUGGUUGUCCCAGAGAGGGUUCCUCACGUAGCCCAGCAAUUCCUGUACUUUACAGACAGGGAAGUUCCAGCAACUUUUAAGGACAAAGUCUGAAAGGCCUGUGAGCAAAUGGUGCUGAAUACUUUUUUUUAAGCCACAGUUUCAUUGUCUUAGUUAAAACAGGAGUAUUAAGCGGUGAUUUAAAUUUUUUUUUAAUUAGUAACUUCAAGUAUAACAACUGGAAUAAGUGUUUAUUUUCUAUUAAUAAAAAUGAAUUUUG